CUAGUAUAUUUCAAGAAUUGAUUUCUGACAUGGUAUUUAUUUAAUGUUGUUGCUGAUCCUAGAAAAUCUAAGCCAAAAGUUUGAGACAGUAAAGAAAUGGGAAUAUAAAAAAGGUAAUUAAAGCAAUAACCGUCAUAUAAAGGUGAUAGUGUAGGACAAACUAACACAUCCACAUCUCUCAACUACAAUCUGCAAUCCACUAACUAGAACUCCCAUAAAAGCUUAGGCAGCCAACCAUCUCAAUAUUCUUCUCACUCCCCAUUAAAUUUCUCUUUGAUUUUGGGGGUGCCAACGCCCCCAGCUGUCAACUGAUUAAUGAAUUAUAUCGCAGCAUAAAUGUACAAGGCCUCUAGAGCGUUGAGGCUUGAGAGGAGUGCCAAAAAGAUCAAGAAAAAGAAAGGAGAAGAUGGGGAGUGAGAAAGAUUGCAGUGUUCCAUGCAGGAGUGAAGCUUCUUUGUUUUCUUGGCCGUGGGAGAACUUGGGUAGUUUAAAGUAUGUGUUAUAUGCUCCAUUAGUUGCAAAUGCCCUUUACGCUAUGUAUAGAGGUGAGAUCAAGAAUGGGGCAUGGUGCUUGCAUAUUCUCAUCUUGUUUGGGGCUAGAGCCCUUGUUCAUCAACUUUGGGGGAGCUAUUCUAGCAUGCUUUUCCUUAAUCGAAAUCGAAGAAUCGACCAAAAGGGCUUGGAAUUCAAGCAAAUUGAUUCAGAAUGGCAUUGGGACAAUUUCUUGAUGCUUCAACUGAUUGUUGCUUCGUUAGUGUAUUUGAGUUUACCUUUAUCCGAUUUCCCCAUCUUCGAUUCGAGAGGUUUUUUGUGGUGUCUAAUUCUCCACAUAGGAAUUUCAGAACCAUUGUAUUACUGGCUGCAUAGGUUGUUACAUUCCCCUGCUUUGUUCCAACACUAUCAUUGGCUCCACCAUAGCUCUAGAGUUCUGCACCCUUUCACAGCUGGACAUGCAACAUUCUUGGAACAUCUGCUGCUUUGUGUGGUUGUAGGAAUCCCAACCUUGGGAACUACCUACUUUGGAUACGGCUCGAUAAGCUUAAUGUACAGUUAUCUUUUGGCCUUCGAUUUUCUUCAGUGUUUGGCUCACUGCAAUGUUGAAGUUUUUCCCAGUCACUUGUUUGUUGAUUUCCCACUGCUCAAGCAUAUUAUUCGUACACCAACAUACCACAGUCUUCACCACACGGACAUGGCAACUAAUUUCUGCCUCUUUAUGCCCUUCUACGACAAGUUAUGGAAGACGACAAACGCCCAAUCGUGGGAGCUCCAACGAGAGAUUAGUUCAAGAACAAAGAGCAGAGUAGCAGAUUUUGUGUUUCUUGCCCACGUCGUUGAUGUUAUGUCAGCGUUGCACUCUCCAUUCGUUUUCCGAUCAUUCAGCUCAAUGCCUUUCAGUAUAAAGCCCUUCUUAUUUCCAAUGUGGCCUUUUACCUAUUUGGUGAUGCUUGUGAUGUGGGCAAAGGCUAAAACAUUCUUGUUCAGCCUUUACCAUCUUCGAGGCAAACUGCACGAGACGUGGAUCGUCCCAAGAUUCGGUUUUCAGUAUUUCUUACCUUUUGCCACAAAAGGCAUAAAUAGUCAGAUAGAAGAUGCUAUCCUUAAAGCAGAUAGGCUUGGAGUUAAGGUUAUUAGCCUUGCUGCACUAAAUAAGAACGAGAGCCUUAAUGGAGGCGGGACGCUCUUUACCAACAAGCAUCCCGACCUCAGAGUGAGAGUGGUACAUGGGAACACCCUCACAGCUGCUGUGAUCCUACAUGAGAUUCCUCGUGAUGUAGACGAAGUUUUCCUAACCGGUGCUACUUCUAAACUCGGCAGAGCCAUCGCUCUCUACCUUGCUCGACGCAAGGUUAAAGUCUUGAUGCUGACGCUGUCGACAGAGAGAUUCAGCAAGAUUCAGAAAGAGGCACCACUAGACUGCCAAAAAUACUUGGUUCAAGUCACUAAGUAUCAAGGAGCACAGCACUGUAAGACAUGGAUAAUCGGGAAGUGGACGACGCCCAGAGAGCAGUACUGGGCCCCUUCAGGAACACAUUUCCACCAGUUUGUAGUUCCUCCCAUCAUCCCUUUUAGAAGAGACUGUACUUAUGGGAAGCUGGCAGCAAUGAGGCUCCCAGAUGAUGUCGAGGGCCUCGGAUCAUGCGAGUAUACAAUGGGAAGAGGUGUGGUGCAUGCUUGUCAUGCAGGAGGAGUUGUACAUUUUCUUGAAGGGUGGAAGCAUCACGAGGUCGGGGCGAUCGACGUCGAUCAGAUUGAUCUUGUGUGGGAGGCUGCACUGAGACAUGGCCUGAAGCCAUUGUAGAUGUCAAGACUGCAGAAUUAUGCACACAUACAAUUCUUGUUUGUAUACUAUACUAGUUGAAUCUGUAGCAUACUACUCUCUUUUCCUUUUUUUUUUUUUGGGGGGGGGGGGGGGGGGGGGAAUUAAUUUUACAAAUAAAAGUGUUAACUACAGGGUGAGGAUACUAUACAAGAUCAAGGGACUAUAGAAUUGGGAGAGGUAAACAAAAAAAUUGAAGAUUUAAAUUGUGAUAUAUUGAAGUCUUAUUUCACA
Salvia miltiorrhiza (redroot sage) is the source of this 2551-nucleotide messenger RNA. Its product is annotated as very-long-chain aldehyde decarbonylase CER3-like. Gene Ontology annotation, molecular function: oxidoreductase activity; iron ion binding. NCBI's taxonomy places the organism in Eukaryota, Viridiplantae, Streptophyta, Magnoliopsida, Lamiales, Lamiaceae. Bases 407 to 2299 code for a protein of 630 amino acids. The record is from RefSeq and is a predicted model, not a curated record. The transcript has 12 exons. Gene Ontology annotation, biological process: lipid biosynthetic process.